Messenger RNA from Eutrema salsugineum, 2291 nucleotides. RefSeq names its product nitrate regulatory gene2 protein. The transcript has 5 exons. Bases 281 to 2290 code for a protein of 669 amino acids. NCBI's taxonomy places the organism in Eukaryota, Viridiplantae, Streptophyta, Magnoliopsida, Brassicales, Brassicaceae. The record is from RefSeq and is a predicted model, not a curated record.
GAUUCUUCCCUUUUCAUAUUUUUGCCAUUAAGUGAUUCCCCAACUACCUUCAAUAAGCGUGCUGAAAGCUACUGCUCACUCUGUUUCUUCUUAAUUCUCACAACCGCCAUUAGAGGAAAAAACAAAACCUCAAAAUUUGUCUUCCUCUUAUCGUUUUUCGUCUAAAUCAAUCUCCUUUUUUAACAUGGGUUCUUUAAUUCCUUUUGUUUCGUAACCACUCUGAGAGAUUUCAGGGUAGAACAAACCCAAAGUUACGAUUUUUUCUUUUCAAAUUGAAGAAAUGGUUCCUUCGAUUUUGGAGAAAAUGGGAUGUUCAAACUCCAAAACAUCAAUGAAGAAGAAGAACGAGCCGCUUCCUCUCUGUAAAGAAAGAAAGAGAUUUGUCAAACAAGCCAUGGAUUCGAGAUGUGCUCUAGCCGCCGCACACGUGUCCUACACUCGUUCGCUCCGAAACAUCGGAGCUCGUCUCCGUCAAUACGCAGAGGCGGAGACGGUGGCUGAAGAGUCUUCUCCGUCGUUAACCGCCACAGAGCCUGAGAAAUCCCCUUCCCAUAACUCCUCUUACCCUGACGAUUCGCCGCUGAGUCACAACUCGAAUUCAAACCCUAACCCCAAACCCCUUUUCAGUGUAAGCUACACGAAGACGGAGACGGCUAAUUCUACAGUGACUUUCACGAUUAACCCUCUGAGCGACGGUGACAACGAUUUGGAGGAGGCAAUGCCGACGUUAUCUCCUCCUCCGCCGCGUCCUCGCCGGCCAGAGACGUCUUCUUGGGACUAUUUCGACACUUGUGACGAUUUCGAUAGCUUUAGAUUUGUUGGGCUAAGUGAACAAACCGAGAUUGAUUGUGAUGCAUCAGAUGUAGGAUUAGAGAAGUUUAGACAGGGCAAUGUAGCAAAAAGUGGUCCCGAGACAACAACAAUGGCGUUACAUGUAGGUUUAAAACCAGAGCUUAGGAAACAGAGCUGUGAAGGUGUUGAUGAUGAAGAAGAUGGAAAUGGUGAAAGAGAAGAUCCAUCAGAGUUUAUCACACACAGAGCUAAAGACUUUGUGUCUAGCAUGAAAGACAUAGAGCAUAAGUUCUUUAGAGCUUCUGAAUCUGGAAAAGAGGUUUCAAGAAUGCUCGAAGCUAACAAAAUCAGAGUCGGGUUCGCAGAUAUGACAGGAAAGGGAAGUUCAAUAGCGUUUCUUGCACCUUUGAAGCGAGCUUGUUGUAGAGGGAAGAGUUAUUCACCAGUUUCUCAAGAGCCAUUAAAUCAUCAAGUUACUAAGGUGAUUGUAUGGAAGAGAACGUCGUCUUCAAGGUCCUCGACUUCUAGAAAUCCGUUGAUCCAAACAUCAAAAGAAGAACACGAUGAAGAAAGUGGAAGUGAUUUCAUGGAAGAUUUCUGUAUGAUCUCAGGAAGUCACUCUUCUUCGCUUGAUCGAUUAUACGCUUGGGAGAGAAAACUCUAUGAUGAAGUCAAGGCAAGUGAGAUGAUUAGGAAAGAGUAUGAUCGAAAAUGUGAGCAGCUAAGGAACCAAUUCGCAAAGGAUCACAGUGCUAAAUCAAUGGAUAAAACAAGAGCAGCUGCUAAAGACCUUCAUUCAAGAAUCAGAGUGGCGAUUCAAUCCGUUGAUUCGAUUUCAAAGCGGAUUGAGAGAAUCAGAGACGAAGAGCUUCAGCCACAGCUCCUAGAGUUUCUCCAAGGGUUGAUAAGGAUGUGGAAAGCAAUGCUCGAGUGUCAUCAUUCGCAGUACAUAACGAUUUCGUUGGCUUACCAUUGUCGGAACUCUUCAAAACCGGCGUCGGAAAACGCUCUAAAGAGACGGAUUUUGACGGAGCUUGUGGAAGAAACAGAGUGUUUUGGUCUAAGCUUUGUAGAUAUGGUAAACAGUAUGACUUGUUAUGUGGAAGCUCUGAAUGGUUGGCUUCACAACUGUGUUUUACUCCCUCAAGAACGGUCUACAAGAAACCGGAGACCGUGGUCCCCACGCCGUGUCCUGGCCCCACCGAUAUUCGUCCUGUGUCGGGAUUGGUUGGCUGGGAUAAAAUCGCUGCCGUCAGAUGAACUCAGUGGGUCGAUCAAAGGGUUCUCGAUGGAUAUGGAGAUGUUGGGCGAGGAAAAGGGUGGUUCGGUGUUGGUUUCGGAUUUGGCGAGUGUGCAUUCGAGUUUGGCGAAGCUUCUUGAGAGAUUGAAGAAGUUUUCGGAAGUUUCUUUGAAAAUGUAUGAAGAUGUAAAGGUGAAAAGUGAAGCAGCUAAAGUUGCUUACACUAGUAGUAAUUCUAACUGUGGACCACUGAGGUAAU